AUGGGACUUGGAUGGAACCGGGAUGCCGAGAUCCGGAUCUGGUUUCGCGUCCCCGCCCCGAGCGGGACCCCCCAGGACCCCAAAAUCAGAGCCACCUUUAGGAUUUGGGUGGCUGGGGACACUCGGGGGUGUCCCCAGGACCUCGGGGGUCCCCCCGGGGUGACGCCGGCCGCCCUCGCAGGGGUGGCCCGCGCCACCUUCACGGUGUCGGCCUGGCCUCGGGUGGCCGUGGUGGCCUUCGGCGGCUCGGCGUCGGUGAACUGCAGCCGCGGCGCCUGCCCUGGGGACAACGCCACCCUGGCCUUGGUGACACCGCUGGACGUCACCGCCGGGCCCGGGGGGCGGCGCUGGCAGAGCUUCAGCCUCCGGAACGUGUCCCAGUGGAGGCCCGGGGACGUCACCUGCACCGGGCGCUGCGGUGACAGCGAGGCCACGGCCAGCGUCGGGGUGCUGGUGUACAAGCUCCCCGACCUGGUGGCUCUGGACCCGGUGCCACCGCCCUGUCCCACCCCAGUGCCACUCCCUGUCCCCACCCAGAGCUCCCCGACCUGGUGGCUCUGGACCCGGUGCCCCCGGCCGCCGUCGGCGACGGACCCGCACCCUGACACGCUGCGGACGGCGGGCUUCGGCGAGGCCGAGGGCAGCGCCAGCGUGGCCGUGGGCCACCCGCUGACCCUGGGCCGCGCCGACCACGGCCAGCGCGUCACCUGCCACGCCGAGCUGUCCCUGCGCCCCCACGGGCCGCUCUUCGCCCGCGCCGCCGCGCCCCUCACGCUCUCCGUCUUCGCUCUCCCGGAGCCCCCCGAUCUCCAGGCCCCGGCCACGCUGGAGGUGGGCACGGUCGCCAACGUCACCUGCCGCGUCACCGGCGCCUUCCCGGCGGGGGACACGCGCCUCAGCGCCGCGCUGGACCGGCGGCCGCUGGCCCUGGCGGCCCCGGCGGUGGCCGGGGACACGGUGACGGCCAGCGGCCGGCUGUCGGCGCCCGGCCCCGGCCGCAGGGAGCUGAGCUGCACGGCCGCCGUGGGCGCGGCGACGCGGACGGCGAGGAGGGAGAUCCACGCCUACCGUUUCCCGCCGCCCACCCUGGAGCUCAGCCCGUCCACGGCCCGCGCCGGCGGCCAGGUGACGGUGACGUGCCGCGCCGGCUCCUCCGACCCUCCGGCGUCCCGGCUGCAGCUGCUGGACUCGGCCGGCGCCGUCCUGGCCCAGGGCCCCCGGCCCCGGCUGCGGCUGCGGCUGGCGGCGCGGCGGCACCACGACGGGCGCCGGUUCCGCUGCCGCGCCAGCCUGCGGCUCGGCGACGCCGCCGUCGCCAAGGAGGCCUCGGCGCGGCUGGCGGUGCUCUACCUCCCGGAGAUUCCGGCGGGAGGCUGCCCCGGCCGCCGCACGUGGCUGCGCGGGGCGAGGGAAGCGCUGUGGUGCCGCGCCACCGGGAACCCGGCGCCCACGGUGGUGUGCGGGCGCAGCGGCGGCGGCGGCGGCGCCGAGGUCCCCGCGGAGCCGCGGCCCGUGACCAGGGCCCGCGCCGGAGCCUACGUGUGCAACGCCACCAACGCGCUGGGGACGCGCAGCCGGAGGGUCAUCGUGCGCGUGGAGUGUGAGAGGGGACGGCGAGGGGACGGUGGGCCGCGAGGGGGACACCCACGGGGGGACACCCACGAGGGGGACACCCACGGGAGUGACAUCCGCCACGGGGACACCCACGGGAGUGACAUCCAUGAGAGUGACAUCCAUGAGAGUGACAUCCGCCACGGGGACACCCACGGGAGUGACACCCAUGAUGGGGACACCCACGACAGUGACAUCCAUGAGAGUGACACCCGAGAUGGGGACACCCACGGGAGUGACAUCCACGGGAGUGACAUCCGCCACGGGGACAUCCGAGAUGGGGACACCCAUGAGAGUGACAUCCAUGAGAGUGCCACCCACCACGGGGACAUCCACAGGAGUGACACCCACCACAGGGACACCCACGGGAGUGACACCCAUGAUGGGGACACCCACGACAGUGACAUCCAUGAGAGUGACAUCCGCCACGGGGACACCCAUGAGGGGGACACCCACGGGAGUGACAUCCACAGGAGUGACACCCACCACAGGGACACCCACGGGAGUGACACCCACCAUGGGGACACCCACGACAGUGACAUCCACUACGGGGACACCCAUGACAGGGACACCCAGCACGAGGACACCCGCCAUAGUGACACCCGUGACAGUGACACCCGUGGCGGUGACACCCACCACGGUGACAGUCACGAUGGUGACACCCACCAUGGUGGCACCUACGACAGUGACACCCAGCACGGUGACAGUCACCACAAUGACACCCAGCACGGUGACACCCACGGUGGUGGCACUCACGACGGUGACACCCACCACAAUGACACCCGCCGCGGAGGGGACACCGGUGGUGGCCGCGUUGUCACCCGGGCCGACGGCGGCCGCUACGUGUGCAGGGCCACCAACAAGCACGGGGUGGCCGUGAGGAGCGUCCUUGUCACCGUGGAGUACCAGCCCCGCAUCGCCGAGCGCGGCUGCCCCGCGCGGCGCCUGUGGCUGGAGGGCUCCGAGGCCGAGCUGAGCUGCGCCGCCAGCGGGAACCCGCGGCCCCGCGUCACCUGCCGCAAGCUGGGCCCAGGGCCACCCCGGGACGUGCCCGGGCCGCGCGGGGCCACCGUCACCCGGGGACACGCGGGCACCUACCAGUGCCGGGCCACCAACGCGCACGGCACGGCCACGCGCAACGUCAGCGUGGCCGUGGAGUACGGCCCCGGCGGCGUCGCCCUGCGCGUCCUCCCGUCGGCGGCGGUGCCCCGCGGCGGCGCCUUCACCGUGUCCUGCGGCGCCGAGGGGCUCCCGGCGCCCGCCUUCAGCUGGGCGCUGCCGCCGGCGCCCAACCUGCGCCUGGCUGCCGACAACCGCUCGGUGACCGUCACCGGCGCCACGGCGGCCAACGGCGGCCUCUACACCUGCACGGCCAGCAACCGGCACGGCCGGCGAGCCGGGAGCGUGGCGGUCAGCGUGGACGAGAGCCGUCCGGCGGCGUUGGCGGCGGCGUUGGCGGCCUUGGGCGGCGCGGCGGCGUUGGCCUUGGCGGCGGCCGGCGGCUACUACCUGAAGAGCACGGCGUGCAAGAAGGGCGAGUACAACGUGCGCGACGCCGAGGGCUCCUCCGAGGCCGCCCGGCUGCACCGGAACCGCCGCGAGGAGGUUUUCGGCAUCCAGCUCACGCAGCCGUGACCGGGGACGCGCCGAAACCUCGGGUGUGGUCGAUUUUGGGGUGUUUUUUUGAUGUUUUGGGUGUUUUUUGGGGGUCGGAAUCGCCAUAAUGUCAAGGACUCCUCCAAAGUUGCCCGUUGGCACCGGCACAACCGGGGUGAGGUUUUCGGCAUUCAGCUCACGCAGCUGUGACCAGAACACGUUGAGGACACCCCAAAACCUUGGGUCUGGCCAGGUUUGGGUGAUUUUGGGUGGUUUUGGGUGGGUUUUUUGGGGUUGGAAUCUCAAGGACUCCUCCAAAGUUGCCCGUUGGCACCGGCACAACUGGGAGGAGGUUUUCGGCAUCCAGCUCAUGCAGCCGUGACCGGGGACGCGCCAAAACCUCGGGUGUGGCCGGUUUUUGGGUGGUUUUUGGAUGUUUUGGGGUGUUUUUUUUGGGGUCGGAAUUGCCAUAAUGUCAAGGACUCCUCCAAAGUUGGCCGUUGGCACUGGCACAACCCGGGACGAGGGUUUUUGGCAUCCAGCUCACACAGCCGUGACCAAGACACGUUGAGGACACCCCAAAACCUUGGGUCUGGCCGGUUUUGGGUGAUUUUUGGGUGAUUUUGGGUGGGUUUUUUGGGGUUUGGAAUCUCAAGGAUUCAUCUAAAUCGCCCAUUGGCACCGGAACCGCCGCGAGGAGGUUUUCGGCAUCCAGCUCACGCAGCCGUGACCGGGGACACCCCAAAACCUCGGGUGUGGUCGAUUUUGGGUGGUUUUGGGGUGUUUUUUUUUGGGGGUCGGAAUUGCCAUAAUGUCAAGGACUCCUCCAAAGUUGCCCGUUGGCACCGGCGAGACUGGGACAAGGUUUUUGGCAUCCAGCUCAUCCAACCAUGAUCAGGACACGUUGAGGACACCCCAAAACCUCGGGUGUGGUCGGUUUUGGGGUGGCUUUGGGGUUGGAAUUGCCAUGAAGGAUUUUUUUGGAGCACUUAAAGGAUUUUGGGGAGGAUUUGAAGGAUUUUUUGGGGGAGGAUUCGAAGGAUUUCGGGGGGAUUUGAAGGAUUUUUUUGGAGCACUUAAGGGAUUUUGGGGAGGGUUUGAAGGAUUUUUUGGGGAGGGUUUGAAGGAUUUUUUUUGGGGAGCAUUUGAAGGAUUUUGGGGAGCAUUUGAAGGAUUUUUUGGGGAGCGUUUGAAGGAUUUUUGGGGAGGAUUUGAAGGAUUUGGGGGAGGGUUUGAAGGAUUUUUUUGGGAGCAUUUGAAGGAUUUUGGGGCCGCGCCGAGCGCGGCACAGCCACAAACUCAGGGCUGGGUGCUCCGGGCUGGGGUCGCGCUGGCUCCUCCCGGGGGGAUGAACCCAAUAAACGAUCCCGUUCCGACGGGGCAAAUCCCA
Molecule: messenger RNA, 4597 nt
Organism: Hirundo rustica (Barn swallow)
Lineage: Eukaryota; Metazoa; Chordata; Aves; Passeriformes; Hirundinidae
Product: intercellular adhesion molecule 5-like
Biological process (GO): cell adhesion
Molecular function (GO): integrin binding
Source: RefSeq, a predicted model, not a curated record